This is a messenger RNA of Trichoplusia ni (cabbage looper), 590 nucleotides long. RefSeq lists its product as uncharacterized. Bases 1 to 483 code for a protein of 160 amino acids. Lineage: Eukaryota; Metazoa; Arthropoda; Insecta; Lepidoptera; Noctuidae. The record is from RefSeq and is a predicted model, not a curated record. The transcript has 3 exons.
AUGACAUAUGUAGCCCUACAACGACCUCGGUUACUGCUCUGCAAGACUCAGUAUGUGGAGAACUUGACAGUGACAAGUCUUCGAUACAGCCGCAAAGAUCCCUUAUACUACUUGGUCAUUGAAGGCAAGUUGAUGGACGUUUUUGGGAACAAUAUUACGGUUAUUUUUGACUUCUACCAGUUCAGUAACAACAGAUAUUUGCCCACCUACGUCGGGAUCCGUGAGAAGAUGUGCGAUUUUGUUGAUAAGCAUAACAUCUUUGGAGUUUCUUUGUUGAAGUCCUUAGGGAACAGGACCUGUCCUUAUCAUCCAGGUUUUUACCACUUGAAUUUAACGACUGCAACCUCCUUGAUACCGGCAAGUUUCCCCUACAGACAAGGCCGCAUGUACGUGAACAUAAGUCUGAACUCCCAUGGAAGAGAAGGGGUCAUUAUAUCUGGUUAUUCAGACUUAGAAAUGAAAACGUACUAUAAGAAGAAUUGAGUUACCUACCUCGCUUUAUACAUUGUUCAAUCAAAAUGCAAAAGAUCAUCAAAAUUAAUGUCGUUUUAAUUUUUUAAUCCAUGUUCAUUCAUAUCAUCCAUUUGUAU